Molecule: messenger RNA, 1061 nt
Organism: Oryza brachyantha (malo sina)
Lineage: Eukaryota; Viridiplantae; Streptophyta; Magnoliopsida; Poales; Poaceae
Product: stress enhanced protein 1, chloroplastic-like
Exons: 3
Coding region: 482-850 (122 amino acids)
Source: RefSeq, a predicted model, not a curated record
AGGUCUGGUCUAAAUUCUAAAUUUUUUGAAGCGACGUGAGUGUUUUUCCAAUACAACCAUUACAUAAGCGUCAUUAGUUUAGUUUUUAUUACUUGAUAUUAGACAUCUGCUUAGUGCUCUGACCUGGGCCUCGUAUUCCACGGGACGCCGGUGCACGCGCUUCAGCGCUUAAGAAAACAAUUCGUAGAACGGUCUCCUUGGCGGUAAGAAACACGCACAAAUUAAGAGGCAAAGUGACCCACGAAAUAGUACUUGUAGGCUGUAGGCAGCGAGUGGAAGAAUUGUGCCGGAAUUUUCCUGGAUAGGGUGCGUUCCAAACGGCCAGCCAACGGCCACUCACUUCGGCUAGCUCCUGUGCCGCCACCCUGCACUCAACAACACACACAAGCCUGCACCGCACCAAUCUAAACCAGAGAAGAGAAGAGCAUCAGGAAGAAGAAGAGCUUAGCAGCAGAAGAGAAGAAGAAAGAGCAUCCGAUCGAUGGCGCUCUCCUCUGUCGUCCUGCGCCCAUCUCCGUUCUCUUCCCCGGCGGCGGCGGCGGCUUCCUCUCCUCGGCGACAUGCAGCAGUGCUACGCGUCACCUCCAGGGCGGCCACGUCACUGUCGGUGAGGUGCGAGCAGACGGCGAAGCAGGGCGGCGGCGGCGGCGGCGGUGGCGCCGACCGGUGGCUGGGCCGCAUCGGCAUGAUCAGCUUCGCCACCGCCGUCAUCCUCGAGGUCUCCACCGGCAAAGGCCUCGUCGCGAACCUCGGCGUGGCGACGCCGGCGCCGGCGCUGGCGCUCGUCGUGACGUCGCUCGCCGCCGGCCUGACCGUCUACUUCAUCUUCCAGGCCGGCUCCAGCGACUGAAACAGCAUCAAAUCAUCAGCCAUCUCCAUAUAUAUGUCUGGAACUGAAACAGCCAAGAACAUCUCUGAACAUGUUUUCCUGAAGUCCUGAACUGAUGUACUACAUCUCAACUCUCAAGCAAGUGUUCAAUUAAGAUUGUUAUCUUUUUUUAGGAGCUAUUGAAAAUUUGCAAAUAUGCAGUAGUAAUAUAUAAAACUCCCUCCAUAUUUUU